Messenger RNA from Equus caballus (horse), 3249 nucleotides. RefSeq names its product solute carrier family 12 member 9 (gene SLC12A9). Gene Ontology annotation, molecular function: potassium:chloride symporter activity. The record is from RefSeq and is a predicted model, not a curated record. Gene Ontology annotation, biological process: chloride ion homeostasis; chloride transmembrane transport; potassium ion homeostasis. NCBI's taxonomy places the organism in Eukaryota, Metazoa, Chordata, Mammalia, Perissodactyla, Equidae. Gene Ontology annotation, cellular component: membrane.
UGCGCUGGGGAGGCAGGCUCCGGGCCUGGCAUCCCGGUAGCCGCAGCUGUCUUUCCGGCAGCCGUGCCCCCUCCGGCUCUCGGGGAUCACCCCCGAGCGGCUGCGUCCUCCGGGAGAUUUGCUUCCUCUUGCACUGCCAGUUAAGAAAAGAGAGGAUCUUUGCCCCUUCUGAGGACCACUGCCAUCCUUAGUCUCAGGGAUGUGGGGGAAGGGGUGGCCCCUAGGAGCUGGGAGGGGCCUUGGUACCCAAAUGCUGAGGGGCUUCGAGCCUGCUGUUGUCCAGGCAGCGGCCAGGACCAGACUUCCCCCCACUAACUCUGAGUUGCAGGUGUGUGUGUGUGUGUGUGUGUGUGUGUGUGUGUGUUUUUCCCUGUUGGGGAGGCUUCUGGGUGUUUGGUUAGAGGUGUUUUGGGGGGGCUCUGUGGAGCUGCUUUCCCUUCAGCAUCCUGUCUUUUGCAGGCCUCAUAACUCACUGGUGGCUUUGUCUGCCUGCUCUCGGCCAUGGCCAGUGAGAACUCUCCUCUGCUGGCUUACCGGCUCCUGGGGGAGGAAGGGGUUGCCUUCCCUGCGAAUGGGGCUGGGGCUCCUGGAGGAGCAUCUGCCCGGAAGCUCUCCACCUUCCUGGGUGUGGUGGUGCCCACGGUCCUGUCCAUGUUCAGUAUAGUUGUCUUCCUGAGGAUUGGGUUCGUGGUGGGCCAUGCUGGGCUCCUGCAGGCUUUGGCCAUGCUCCUGGUUGCCUACUUCAUCCUGGCACUCACCGUCCUCUCUGUCUGUGCCAUUGCCACCAAUGGAGCUGUCCGGGGGGGUGGAGCCUACUUCAUGAUCAGCCGGACCCUGGGGCCUGAGGUCGGGGGCAGCAUUGGCCUCAUGUUCUACCUGGCUAACGUCUGUGGCUGUGCCGUCUCCCUGCUGGGGCUGGUGGAAGCUGUGCUCGAUACCUUCGGGGCUGAUGCCAUGGGGUCCGGGGGGCUCCGGGUCCUGCCCCAGGGCUACGGCUGGAGCCUGCUCUACGGCUCCCUGCUGCUGGGCCUCGUGGGUGGGGUCUGCACACUAGGGGCUGGCCUCUACGCCCGCGCCUCCUUCCUCACAUUCCUGCUGGUCUCGGGUUCUCUGGCCUCGGUGCUGGUCAGCUUUGUGGCUGUGGGGCCCAGGAACAUCCCCUUGACCCCUCGGCCUGGUCCCAAUGGCUCCUCCCUGCCGCCCCAGUUCGGCCACUUCACCGGCUUCAACAGCAGCACUCUCAAGGCCAAUCUGGGUGCUGGCUACGCCAAGGACUACACCACGGGGGCCAUGAUGACCUUCGCCAGCGUCUUUGCCGUCCUUUUUAAUGGCUGCACGGGCAUCAUGGCUGGGGCCAACAUGUCAGGGGAGCUGAAGGACCCCAGCCGGGCGAUUCCUCUGGGUACCAUCAUCGCCGUAGCCUAUACCUUCUUCAUCUACAUCUUGCUUUUCUUCCUCUCCAGCUUCACCUGUGACAGGACGCUGUUGCAGGAGGACUAUGGGUUCUUUCGCGCCAUCAGCCUGUGGCCCCCGCUGGUGCUGAUAGGUAUCUACGCCACCUCACUCUCAGCCUCCAUGAGCUCCCUCAUCGGCGCCUCCCGCAUCCUCCACGCCCUGGCCCAGGAUGACCUCUUCGGAGUCAUCUUGGCACCGGCCAAGGUCGUGUCCCGAGGGGGGAAUCCUUGGGGAGCCGUGCUGUAUUCUUGGGCCCUAGUGCAGCUGGUGCUCCUGGCUGGGAAGCUGAACACACUGGCCGCUGUGGUCACCGUCUUCUACUUGGUGGCCUAUGCUGCGGUGGACCUGUCCUGCCUGAGCCUGGAGUGGGCCUCGGCCCCCAACUUCCGCCCCACCUUCAGCCUGUUCUCCUGGCAUACCUGCUUGCUGGGGGUGGCCUCCUGCCUCCUCAUGAUGUUUCUCAUCAGCCCUGGAGCGGCCGGUGGCUCUCUGCUUCUCAUGGCCCUGCUUUCUGCCCUGCUCACAGCUCGAGGAGGUCCCAGCAGCUGGGGCUAUGUCAGCCAGGCGUUGCUUUUCCACCAGGUGCGUAAAUACCUGCUCCGGCUGGACGUCCGGAAGGAUCACGUGAAGUUCUGGCGGCCCCAGCUGCUGCUCCUGGUGGGGAACCCCCGGGGUGCCCUGCCUCUACUGCGGUUGGCCAACCAGCUCAAAAAGGGGGGACUCUAUGUGCUGGGCCAUGUCACCCUGGGAGACCUUGACUGCCUGCCCUCGGACCCUGUGCAGCCCCAGUACGGGGCGUGGCUGAGCCUGGUGGACCGGGCGCAAGUAAAGGCCUUCGUGGACCUCACCCUCUCGCCCUCCGUACGCCAGGGAGCUCAGCAUCUGCUGCGGAUCUCGGGCCUUGGUGGCAUGAAGCCCAACACGUUGGUCCUGGGUUUCUACGAUGAUGCUGCACCGCAGGACCACUUCCUGACAGACCCGGCUUUCUCUGAGCCUGCAGAUGGCACCCAGGAGGGUGGGACCCCAGCCUUGAGCACCCUGUUCCCUCCACCACGGGCUCCUGGGAGCCCCCGGGCUCUCACUCCCCAGGACUAUGUGGCCACCGUGGCGGAUGCCCUCAAGAUGAACAAGAAUGUGGUUCUGGCCCGAGCCUGUGGGGCCCUGCCCCCUGAGCGGCUGAGCCGGGGCUCUGGGGGCACCUCUCAGCCACAUCACGUGGACGUGUGGCCCCUCAACCUGCUGCGGCCCCGGGGUGGGCCUGGCUAUGUGGACGUCUGCGGCCUCUUCCUGCUGCAGAUGGCAACCAUCUUGGGCAUGGUGCCUGCUUGGCACAGUGCCCGGCUCCGGAUCUUCUUGUGCCUGGGGCCUCGGGAGGCCCCCGGGGCGGCUGAGGGGCGGCUCCGGGCACUGCUGAGCCAGCUGAGGAUCCGGGCCGAGGUGCAGGAGGUGGUGUGGGGUGAGGGGGCUGGGUCCCAGGAGCCUGAGGAGGAGGAGGAAGGGGACUUUGUGAAUGGCAGGCGGGGAGACGCUGAGGCAGAGGCCCUGGCAUGCAGCGCCAACGCCCUGAUUCGGGCCCAGCAGGGGCGUGGCAGAGGAGGAGGGCCAGGUGGGCCUGAGGGUGGGGAUGGCGUGGAGGGGCCUGCCACCGCCCUCACCUUCCUGUACCUGCCUCGGCCACCUGCUGAUGCUGCCCGAUACCCCCGAUACCUGGCCCUCCUGGAGAUGCUGAGCCGUGAUCUGGGCCCCACGCUGCUCAUCCAUGGCGUCACCCCUGUCACCUGUACUGAUCUCUGA